Messenger RNA from Lutzomyia longipalpis, 2434 nucleotides. RefSeq names its product ATP-dependent RNA helicase SUV3 homolog, mitochondrial (gene Suv3). NCBI's taxonomy places the organism in Eukaryota, Metazoa, Arthropoda, Insecta, Diptera, Psychodidae. Gene Ontology annotation, biological process: RNA catabolic process; mitochondrial RNA 3'-end processing. The coding region runs from base 100 to 2379 and encodes 759 amino acids. Gene Ontology annotation, molecular function: hydrolase activity, acting on acid anhydrides; RNA helicase activity; ATP binding. Gene Ontology annotation, cellular component: mitochondrial degradosome. The record is from RefSeq and is a predicted model, not a curated record. The transcript has 5 exons.
CGAGAAAAACUACGAGAAAACUGCUAGAACGGGCAAGGAGUUGCAUCACUAAAUGCGUCCUUUAAAAUUACCGUGCAAAACAAUAAUUCAAGUGUGAAAAUGCUAAAAAGUACAAGUACGAGGUUGUCAUCCCUCUGUCUGGCUGCCCAGAGGAUAAGCUUGAGUGCAGAAGUGAAGAGACAAGUGUUGAGACGGGUAGGACCCACGUGGGUGGCGCAGGUGCGAGGGAAGAAGGAUGAUUCCUCCUCGGCAAAUCUCUCAUCUCUCUUCAAACCCGUUCCUGUGAAAUCCAAUCCGGAUGACAUAAAUAUCGGAGCAGAACUCACGGGUACCCUGGACAAGGCGGAAUUGCUAAAAGUCCUUAACAAAUUCAGCCAGAAGAGAGAGAUUAAGAUGCUCUGCACGGAGAAUGGGCUGGAUAUUUAUCUCCAGCAACAGGCAUUCGCGAGCUUCCGACGAUACUGUAUGGAUGCGGAAAAUCUUCCGGCAGAUCUUCACAUAAUUGUCAGUGAUAUCCUUCAGGGAGCUGGGCAUGUUGAUGACAUCUUUCCGUACUUCCUGCGGCAUGCUAAGCAAAUCUUUCCACAUCUCGACUGUAUGGAUGAUCUCAAGAAAAUCUCUGACUUGAGAACACCGGCGAAUUGGUAUCCAAAUGCAAGGGCAAUCAACAGGAAGAUCAUCUUCCACUCCGGACCGACAAAUUCCGGGAAGACAUACCACGCUAUGGAGAGGUUCCUGACUGCAAAAUCCGGUGUAUACUGUGGUCCACUAAAACUCCUAGCCGCUGAGGUUUUUCACAAAAGCAAUGAGAGGGGAACAAGUUGUGAUUUAGUAACGGGGGAAGAGAGAAAAUUUGCCAGAGGAGAUGGAUCACCAUCUGCACAUGUUUCCUGUACAGUAGAGAUGACAUCAGUGACCCAUCCCUAUGAAGUGGCUGUAAUUGAUGAGAUUCAGCUACUGCGGGAUCCACAGAGAGGUUGGGCGUGGACCCGAGCCUUUCUUGGCCUUAUUGCAGAAGAGAUCCACGUUUGUGGUGAAGCCGGAUGUGCUGAACUUUUGCAGAAAAUCUGCACAACAACCGGGGAGAGUCUCGAAAUCCGCCACUACAAGCGACUCACAGAUCUAACAGUUGAGGAUCGUGCUCUGGGUACACUGGAAAAUGUUCUUCCGGGAGAUUGCAUCGUCUGCUUCAGCAAGAAUGACAUUUAUGCCGUGUCGAGGGAGAUUGAGGCUCGAGGGAAGGAAGUGGCAGUGAUUUACGGUGGACUUCCACCGGGAACGAAGCUUGCGCAGGCUGCUAAAUUCAAUGAUGUCAGCAAUAGUUGCAAAGUUAUGGUGGCUACAGAUGCCAUUGGGAUGGGAUUAAACUUGAGUAUUCGUCGGAUUAUUUUCUAUUCACUGAUAAAGCCCACAAUGAAUGAGAAGGGAGAGAAGGAAAUGGAUACAAUUAGCGUGUCUGCAGCACUACAAAUUGCCGGACGUGCUGGACGGUAUGGGACGCAGUGGGAAGAGGGUUUUGUCACAACAUACAAAGCUGAGGAUUUGUCCACUUUGCGGGGUCUUUUGAAUUCAAUUCCUGAUCCUCUAACACAGGCCGGGCUCCAUCCAACUGCAGAUCAAAUUGAACUGUACGCCUAUCACCUGCCCAAUUCCACGCUGAGCAAUCUCAUGGAUAUCUUCAUAUCUCUCUCCACGGUGGAUGAUUCUCUGUACUUUAUGUGCAAUACGGAGGAUUUUAAAUUCCUCGCUGAGAUGAUUCAGCAUGUACCACUACCCCUGAGAGGGCGAUACAUCUUCUGCUGUGCUCCAAUAAACAAAAAGAUGCCUUUUGUCUGCUCGAUGUUCCUCAAAUUUGCCCGGCAGUACAGCCGGAAUGAGCCGAUGACUUUCGAUUGGCUCAUGAGUCACUGUGGCUGGCCAUUUGUCCUGCCCAAGACCAUUCUGGAUCUCGUGCAUUUGGAAGCAGUGUUCGAUGUGAUGGAUCUGUACUUGUGGUUCAGCUACCGCUUCAUGGAUCUCUUCCCUGAUGCCAGAGCUGUGAGGGAUGCACAGAAGGAGCUCGAUGACAUCAUCCAACAGGGUGUUUUCCAGAUUACAAAGCUUCUACGGAAUAGUGAAACAGCCACGUCGAACAAUACACCAGAUGAGGAUUCUUUUGAGAUCAAUCAAAAGAGGCAUCACUACCUACGAGGACCACGGGCAGGAGGGACAAUCCGGGGACGCUUGACUGAGAGACUCCUUGCUCAGGGACUCCUCACACCAGCCAUGCUGCAGGAAUUGAAGCGGGAAUGGAAUGAGGGGCCAAAGCAGACAAGCACUGAUGACGACGAUGAUGAUCCAAAGCCAAAGUCGCGCUUCCGGAAAAGGAAGUCAAAGUGACGUCACUGAGAGUCGGAAUGAAGAGAGGAUGAAUAAAUGAGAUCAUAGAGGUAAA